AUCAACAACAGAGUCGGUCUGUGGAGCUAACGCUGCUGAGGGACACAGAGCCCGAGUGUUGUUUUGAAUUUGCUAGAAGAAACCGACUGGAAGAGGGGGGCCAGGGCCUGUGGAAAAAGAUGGCGGAUGUAGACGGAGAUGAUGAAACUCGGAGCACUCUACCUUCAGCAUCCCGUAACGGUCCUGUGGUCGGUUCUGGCACCGCGGGUCAGAUCGCAGCUUUGGUAACGUCAGGUCCGCGGACCGUGAGGAUCGUUAAGUCGGAGUCGGGCUACGGGUUCAAUGUUCGCGGUCAAGUCAGCGAAGGAGGACAGCUUCGGAGCAUCAACGGGGAACUGUACGCUCCUCUUCAGCAUGUCAGCGCUGUGUUACCCGGAGGAGCGGCAGACCGAGCCGGGAUAUCAAAGGGUGACCGGAUACUGGAGGUUAAUGGGGUGAGUGUGGAAGGUGCCACCCAUAAGCAGGUGGUGGACCUGAUCCGUGCUGGGGAGAAGGAGCUCGUUCUGGCUGUGCUGUCUGUUCCAGCUCUGGAGGCUGACGGAUUGGAAGGCGGGGAGGAUGUCCAACCAAACUACGACUACAGCGACAAGCAGGCAGUACCCAUUUCCAUCCCCACAUACAAACAUGUAGAGCAGCACUCCGAGAGGUUUGUGGUGUACAAUGUGUACAUGUCAGGCAGACAGCUGUGCUCAAAGCGCUACAGAGAGUUCUCAAUCCUUCAGCAGAACCUAAAGAGGGAGUUUUCAAACUUCAACUUCCCAAAACUUCCCGGUAAAUGGCCCUUCUCCCUGUCUGAGCAACAGCUGGACGCUCGUCGUAGAGGUCUGGAGGAAUAUCUGGAGCGAGUCUGCUCUGUGCGGGUGAUCGGGGAGAGUGACAUCAUGCAGGAGUUUCUCUCUGAAUCGGAUGAGAACUACAACGGAGUGACCGAUGUAGAACUGCGGAUAGCCCUGCCAGACAAGACCACCAUCUCUGUCAGAGUCCGCAAGAACGGCACCACAGACCAGGUGUACCAGGCAUUAGUGUUGAAGGUUGGAAUGGACAGUAUUAUGGCGAGCUACUUUGCCCUUUUUGAAGUCAUCAACCACUCCUUCGUACGGAAGCUGGCACCAAACGAGUUUCCCCACAAGCUUUAUGUGCAGAAUUACACGUCGGCAGUGCCGGGGACUUGCCUGGCGCUCCGCAAAUGGCUGUUCAGCUUCCAGGAGGAGGAGUUGCUAAGAGACAACCCGCUGGCACUGCACUACUGCUUUCACCAGGCGUUGGAAGAUGUGAAGAAGGGAUUCAUAAAAACGGAGGACAAAUCCUACCAGCUGCAGAAGCUGGCAGAGCAGCGCAAGAUGGCCACGUACCUGAGUCUGUUGCGGACAUGUGAGGGCUACAAUGAGGUGGCGUUCCCCCACUGCUCCUGUGACUCCAGGAGGAAGGGACACGUUAUCACAGCCAUCAGCAUCCAUCACUUCAAGCUGCACGCUUGUACUGAGGACGGCACGCUCGAGAACCAGGUGAUCGCUUUCGAGUGGGGGGAGAUGCAGCGCUGGGACACAGACGAGGAGGGGAUGGCUUUCUGUUUUGAGUAUGCAAGAGGAGAAAAGAAACCUCGCUGGGUCAAGAUCUUCACUCCAUACUUUAACUACAUGCAUGAGUGCUUUGAGCGGGUCUUUUGUGAGCUGAAGUGGAGGAAACAGGUUGAGGAAGAGGCAUCUGACAAAGACAACAAAAACUGCAGCAACAAUGAGUAUCUGCCCCCUCUGGAGACACAGCAGAAGGGGUGGCGCCACCUAGGAGGAGAGAUCGCAACUUCCUAAAAAAAGCAUUUCUCACCAUUCAAACUAGAACUGGUCCACUUGCAUUAUCACAGCCACCCCCAGAGAGCGCCCAUCGACAAACACAGAAAACUGAAUGACGGACUGAGGCGAUGCACGCCUCAGAAACAAACUGGAAGUGAUAUGAUUUUGGAGACUGGAAUAGUCACACUAAACAAACCCCAGGGAUACACAGCAAGAAGAGCAAUGAAGGAAAACAAACAAAAGCCAACUUCAAUGUCAUUUUCUAGAUCUCCAUAGCGUCUGUUGUUUUCGCCCUGUGAUGUGGGGGGGCAGGACACGAGUCUCUCUCUCUCCACUGGUUGAGAUGUAACUCACGCACACACAAUGUGUGAGGGGUCAGGGGUCAACAUAGCACUGGGGCAGCGUUUGCGCAAAGGGAGCAUCUCGAUGAAGAGGAGCUGCAAUGCGGGAUCGCAUUGUGACGGCCAGUUCUCCCAACACGACCGGCUCGGUCCAAAGCCCUCAGUGGGACCCUCGUCUGCUGAACUGAGUAGAGAUGAAAACAAGAAUGGAGGGAUACUGAAAAAUACGCAUUUCCCUUCUUUAACGUAAGUGAUGAAGGAAGAAAGCAGAAUCGUGCUUUAUGCCGAAGACGGACAUUAACACAAAAAUUAUUGUUAAAGAAAUAUCUGACCAGGAAGCGUUCUGUCUGUCAGAAAAACAGGAACAACAAAUGUGUAACUUACUGAAAACUGACGUGUGGGAGGGGGGUUCAUAACAUUAUUACUUCUGAUAAAAUAUAGAUUAAUAUAAGAGCUAUAAAAAUGGGUUUCUUGAUCUAACACAGUGAAACACUAACUGAAUUGCAUCAAAGCAGCUCUAACCAAUCUCCAUUUUUCACCAUGUCUUCUUGUCCAACCCAUGCAGCUUCACAACGACGUCUCUUGGCAGUCUGCCAUUUAAUGUCAGUAUGUGUAUUUAUCCCCCUGGCAAGUGUUUUAUUGUGGUGAUUUUGCAGAGUUGGAAGUCGGGGCUUUCUCAGGCUUGACGCUGCGCAGAGAUGAUCUCCUUAAGAAAAGGUUGAUGGGCCAAAUCGUUGAUGAUUUAAAAAUGGCACACAUGGGAGAUAUGUCCAACAGAUUGUGGAUACAAGGACAAGAGAGUAUGAAGCUGCAGUCUCCUGAGCGGGCAGGAGAGGGCAGCAGAGGGUCGGACAGAUUUGGUAGUUAGAUCAAGAGCAGGACAGAAAUCCUCUCAGAGCUUCUUAAAGAGUGAUCCCCGGGGCUCUGUAACUCACCCAAAAGUAUCACUCCUCUGCAGGUUGUGCAGUAACCACUUUGCAAGGACAGAUGGUGUGUGUGUGUGUUGUACAGAGAGUAGGUGGUGCAUAAAGUUUUGUGACUGCAACCAUACAUAGCAAUGCAUGCAGCUGCCUUUGUGUCAUUGCAACCUUUAAACUACAGUAUUAGUUGUGUGUGUUAUAACAUGAUCAUUUGACAGAUUUAUCAUUUACAGACUUUCGCAGUUCAGUUUUGUUUUUCACACGGAUAUAUUUCUUUAUUUCUGCAGAGUGAAAAACAAUUUUUUCACACUUUAAGUGCAAAGAAAAGCAUGUUGACAUGCUGAUAAAAAACGAACUACUUCUGAAUUGAGACAUUGUGCGCAUGUGUGUUGUGACUACUGAGCACAGUAGAGUUUUGUUUAUCCCACUAAGGGCUACAACUUGGCAGGUUCAUUACUGACUCAUUCUUGUGCUUCACUCGUCUUGUGGCAUCGACCCAGAAUAAGGUUUAUUUUAUUUGACUGACUUUGAGAGCACAAGUUCAAGUUUCACAUUGUUAUUAUUAUUUUUUUUUUCUUACCGUUCAGCUCAGCUAUCAGGUUCAAUUAAAUGUUUAAUUGCGUGUGUGCGUGUCUGUGUCUGUGUGUCUGUGUGUGUCAUUGACGAUAAGCUCUCAGGCUGUGAUUGGUCACGUGUUGUCGUUGUGAGAGCCGGCAAAUGAAGAUGAUAUUUUAAGUCGGUAGCACAGUGAAGAUGCCAAACAGAUGGAGACAAAUGGGAGUUGUCUUCUAUUGUCUAGUAAACAAGCACAGCCCCUCACACACACACAUCCCUGUCUCCCUGCCACUUUGUGAUAUGGUUUGACAACAUCGUUAAAUGAAAGAUCAAAUAAUGUUGUUAUUUGUCAUCCAGUUGUUGCCUCUGUGCACACGGCUGAAUCGUACAACGACAUGCAGCGAGACAUGCUCCUCAGUAGCAGCAUGUUGUGUGGAUUGCUUGAUUGAGAAACAAAUUGCAGCGUGCUGAUUGCUGGAUGGUCAUUUUGACAGCUGAAGUAAUAGCCAAUUCAAAGAUGGAUGACAUUAGAAUUAGAGCCAUUCAACCAUGAUGUUGAUAUUUUUUUAGGAUGCUGAGGAAGACACAGAAAGAGGUUGUGUGUUUGUACGCGUGUGUGUCGGCUUGUCUGUCCUCUGCUCUUACUCUCUCCAGGUUGGUCUCCCAUCAUCACAGGGGGGGAUGUGGUUGCCGUGGCAGCACCGCGUUGGCUCAACAUGCUCAGAGCAGCCUCUGUUCCUUUUAUUCCUGUCAGCAAACUGACUCACCCCUCCCAAUAAUGUAUUCAAAGCAGUGUUUUUUUUUUACUGUUUGAUGUUUGUUCUCUGUCCCUGUGGCCCAUGCUGCUGUGAAUAGGCUUAUAGAAAGCUGCUUUCUUUUUCAUUAUACAUAUUUUUGUGUCUUGGUUUGUAUUGUUGGCGCCAGGUGCCAUUGUGCACUCGCUCUCAGUCGCGGGCAGGUGUGCUCAGGCUGUCAGCUGUCGCCCGUUUCGGCCAUCUGUGAGAUAAAUAGUGACAGUGUUGAGAUGAAAGAGGAGAGAUGACAGGAAUGUUAAAGCACGUCUUUUUUUGUACGGUUGGCCAGUGUUUGUUUGUUGUGUACGCUGUGCUGUGGGCCAUCUGUGUUUAUUGUUUGAGAUGCUGGACAGUCUUGGCUUGUAAGUGAAUGAUUAUGUAAAAAAAGGAUUGAAUUUCACACAUGACUUAACACGUAAACAGAAUGUCAGAGAGUGCAGCACACAGAUAUCCACGUGUGGACUGCACAUGACGCUCAGAAAAAGUUGUGUUCAUCACAACUGCCACUAAAAUGCUCGUCUGAUUCGAGCUGUUGCUAUAGCAACAUAUACAUUUUCUGAGUCUCGUGCCAAAUUGGCACUGAUUUUCCCCUAACAUCGUUCAGUGGCAGAUAUUGUCAAAGACGUUUUGAAUUGGACAGCGUUUCAGGCUCAGGGUUUGGAGCAGCAUUGUGAGGCGGCUCAGUCGGUCUCUCUCCUUUGACUCUGUUGGUUUUUGUCUGAACCGCCUACGUUUGUCUCAUCAUCUGCACUUAUGUGUGGUGUCGAUGUUGGAUGAUCUCAAGCGUCUGUCUGGGAGGGCAUUCGCUGCUGGCUUUCCCGUCUCAGCUGCCAUGUCCUGCCUCUGACUAACAUAAGGGUUGGAUGUAAGUGUUUGUUUGAAAAAGUGUUAGCCUUCGUGUCAUUAACUUCUGUUCAUUGCUUAGAAACACAGGGCUUUGGCAAUUAGGCAGUGACAUUAAUUAACUAAGCCUUGUUUAUCUGUCUUCAGCAUAACCUGUAAAUAGUUGUUUUAAAAAUUUAAAAAGAGAGUAUCUCUUGAACUAAAUGCACUCUUGUUCCUCCGACUCAAAACUUUUAUUUAUUUAAGCAGAAAUUAUAAAGCUUUGGGGAAAUGAUAGAGUACACCGCUGGAGCCACCUUCGAUCACUGAUUCUGUGCAGGGCACCGGCUGUACAAAGGAUUAGCAAAGUAAACAAUAAAACAAGCUGUUUAAAGAUGUUCAAUAACACCUGAUUCAGAACUAGGCUACAAAAUGGAGAGUUUUAUAUCUAAAAACACACAUGAAGGUUUACUAACCGAUGUAAAACAGAAAAAAAAAGUUUGAAAAUGUUGUGUAGAGUAAUAAAUUGUAACAAUAUUUUAAAUAAAGUUAUAUAUUGGGAAAGAAAA
This is a messenger RNA of Labrus bergylta (ballan wrasse), 5791 nucleotides long. It is a transcript of the gene snx27a, whose product is annotated as sorting nexin 27a. Gene Ontology annotation, molecular function: phosphatidylinositol-3-phosphate binding; protein binding. The record is from RefSeq and is a predicted model, not a curated record. Lineage: Eukaryota; Metazoa; Chordata; Actinopteri; Labriformes; Labridae. Gene Ontology annotation, biological process: signal transduction; intracellular protein transport; endocytic recycling. Gene Ontology annotation, cellular component: early endosome.